GGAGUUCAGUAGACGCGUUGUUAUGUUGCAGGAGUAGAUUUUUUCCGUUUGGAUUCUGGCAGAUAAAUCGGUCGUUGAAUUUUUGAAAUUGCGCGCGAAUUUUGUGGGAUUAUUUAAUAAAAAAAUAACGUAUUUUGUGUAAUUGUUUAUAUGAAUUGAGAUUGUAGAAGGAUUUCGAAUCUUAUCUCACGAAAACAAAUUGAAUAAUUGUGGUUUUAGAUAUGAAGACACAAAAAUCGAAAUUCACACAAGUAACAACAAACGAUAACGAACUAAAAGAUUAUCAAAACAUAGGAAUAACAAUUCUACCAACUUCUCCUGUCGAUGUCGAAAACAGAAAUUCCGAAAGGAAUAAUUAUCAAGAAGGACACUGCCAAAAUAUCAAUAAAAGUUCAGAUUUGCUAUUGAGGAAUACGUAUGGCGGUGUGGACCCAGUUCACGAUAUAAGAAGAUACAGUCCUGAACGAAACUCUGAACGAUUUCUAGCUCAAACCAGUGAAGAUAUAGAACUAUGUAAUUGCAUCACUCCAAUAUAUCAAAAAACACGCUUGGCGGACCAAUGGGGCAGAAGUCAUUCCCAAACUAUAGGUUUAAACCGUUCUUUUUCGUCGUUACCAAAAAUGGAAAAUCUCAAUUACAGUUUGGAUAGAAAAACAGGAAAAUAUAUCACUCGACCCAAGGAAACUCAUCGAAUAUUGAGAGUACAAAGUCCAGAAAUCAUCAAUAUACACAGAGGACCUUUUUGUGAAGGUUACGAAACUGAUUGUCGAGAAGAAAUUGGUAGAUACAAAUAUAAAGAACAUGAAUUUAGAAGAGGACACAGUGUUAGAUCUGUGGGAAACAGAUCUGGUGGAAUUCUCAGCAAUAUACAACAAAAUCGUCGAGCAGCCGGGGAUGGUAUGGAUGCGGAAAUGAACGAUCCCGAAAUCGUAUUCGAAAUGUCGUCGUCUACAGGUGUGCCUAGUGGACAAUUGGGAAUUGUGGGGGAGUGUCAGUGUCCAUGUGAUCACGUUAUUUACAAUCAAACGGGUUAUUCUGGUUGCUUACAAGAGGAAAGACCUUUUGGACCGGCUCCUGAUGUAACUAGACGAAUGGGAUCAACAACUGUAUUGGGGAAAGCUGUACCUCCAGGAUCUCCUCCCUACUAUCGUUCCACGUCGGCGGCGAGCAGCAGCUCUAAUUCCGGUUCUUCUAGAGUGAUAGACAUGAACAGCCGUCAUUGGUGGUUGAUAGGUACUGUGCUGUUAAUAGCAACAGUGGCAGGCGUCGGUGUACCCAUUGCGUUAAAAAUUAGUUCAAGUGCCUCUUUUGAAGAACGACUCGAAUUCGCCACUAGAUUACUGCAGGAAGUGCCUCUCAUAGACGGACAUAACGAUCUACCAUGGAACAUUAGAAAAUUUCUUCACAAUAAAUUAAAAAACUUUAAAUUCAACGAGGAUUUAAGGAAUAUAUCUCCCUGGUCGAAUAGUGCAUGGAGUCAUACGGAUUUAGUGAGACUAGAACAAGGACAUGUUGCUGCCCAGUUUUGGGCUGCAUACGUACCGUGCGAUUCACAAUUCAAAGACGCCGUGCAACUAACCUUCGAACAAAUCGACGUCAUCAGGAGAUUCACCGAACAUUAUCAACCGAGACUGACUUUAUGUACAUCUUCUGAAGAUAUUAAAAGUGCCUAUAAACGAAGGCAACUUUGCUCUUUGAUAGGCGUAGAAGGAGGUCAUUCAUUGGCCGGUAGUUUAGCUGUAUUAAGGACACUUUAUCACGUAGGUGUUAGAUAUUUGACCCUCACCUCUACUUGUAACACACCUUGGGCUGAUUGCUCGCAUGCCGAUUUACCUGGUAAAAAACCCGAACAUGGGGGCUUAACAAAUUUUGGAAAGAGUGUGGUAAAAGAAAUGAAUCGACUUGGGAUGAUAGUGGAUCUUUCUCACGUAUCUGUUAAUACUAUGAGGGAUGCUUUAGAAGUUUCCAAAGCUCCAGUCAUAUUUAGUCAUUCAUCCGCUCACGCUUUGUGUAAUUCUACCCGCAACGUUCCCGACGAUACGCUAAGAAAAUUGGCUUUAAACAAAGGCGUCAUCAUGGUCAAUUUCUACUCACUUUUUUUAACUUGUAAAGAAGUAUCUACAAUAUCAGACGCUGUCGCUCAUAUAAAUCAUAUUCGAGAUAUAGCUGGUGUAGAUUGUGUUGGAAUUGGAGCCGGAUACGAUGGCAUUAAUUACGUGCCGCAGGGACUCGAAGACGUUUCCGCUUACCCGACCCUAUUCGCCGAAUUAAUAGGAACGGGAAAGUGGUCGGUGGAAGAUCUGAAAAAGUUGGCGGGUUUGAAUUUCCUCCGAGUGUUUCAAGCCGCCGAAAAAAUCCGGGAUGAUUUCAAAAAAGCUAAUGUACCACCUUACGAGGACGUCAUGCCGAAACCGAAAGAUAUAAAUUGUUCCUCGCAGAGUAAUUAAUCGAAUCGUGUUUUAUUUUUUUAGGAAAAUAUGUGUGGAAAAGUUUUUAUCGUAUUUUCUAUGUGCGAAACAACUCGAAUCUGAAUAAUUUUAGUGGUUCUAGACAAUUAUACAACUCGAACUGAAGUUUUGAUAUUAAAAUAGUAUUUUUACAUUGUAUAAACGUGAAUCUUUCGUGUUUUAUGUUAUUUUUUUAUUAUAAUUCUUCAACUCUAAA
Diorhabda carinulata is the source of this 2664-nucleotide messenger RNA. RefSeq lists its product as uncharacterized. The record is from RefSeq and is a predicted model, not a curated record. The transcript has 13 exons. Gene Ontology annotation, molecular function: metallodipeptidase activity. Lineage: Eukaryota; Metazoa; Arthropoda; Insecta; Coleoptera; Chrysomelidae. The coding region runs from base 222 to 2447 and encodes 741 amino acids. Gene Ontology annotation, biological process: proteolysis.